UAUGGCCAAACUAGCAGUGACCAAAUGCUUCAGCUCACAACCUGUAUGCUGCCCAGUGGUGCUGGGAAUCAACAUGAGCAACGGACACCAAGGAAGCCCAUUAUGAUAAAGUUCCAAGUGAAUGAUCCAGGCGUCUCCAAAAAUGCUCUGGCAGCGGCUCUACUGAAUUUGUACAGAUCAGAUCCAGUAGUGGGAGUAGAGGAGGCUGAGGGGCUCCUGGCAGCAGCGAAAGUGUUGGUUUUUCCUCUGCUCUAUCAGAAAUGCCUCUCUGUAAUGCUGGAUAAUAUUAACAGCAAUACUGUCUGCAGGUUUCACCGUGUGGCAUGUGAGUUUAAAGAGGACAACCUAAUGAUGACCUGUGAACAAUGGCUUGAGCUCUACUUGGUUCCUCAUCUUCAAUCAAAGAUACAGCUACGUGAGCUUUCACAGGACCUUUUACUCACAACUCUCAAGUCUCCAAGAUUGUUCACAUACAGUGAAUAUCAUGUUUUCAGAACCCUCCUCUACUGGCUUUUUUUAAGACUGAACCCAACUGUACAGAUUAUGCCGUCACACAGUUCCAUUUUAACAUAUUUUGUCAGCUUGUCUAAGGGUGCAGCUUUCCUUGAGAGAGAUGUUGGCAAGAAGUACAUUCCUCUUUUCCAAUGUUUGCGUCUUUAUGGAAUCAUGGAUAGUCUGCAGCUUGAAGAAAUUCAGCAAAUUCAGCUUCUGCCUCAGAUGUGGCUGUUGCGUAUCUUCACAAAGCAUUAUUAUGCAUUGCACAGAGGAGGAGACAUGCCCUUCUUGGAGGACUUUGAUACCCAAGCCCUGCGGUUUGGCUUGAUAAUUGAAGGGGAAGCACAAUAUCACACUAAAACAAUCUCCAUGUAUGGAUUCUACUUUGAGCUGAAGGCUGUUAGAAAGGGUGAAAGUUCUUGUUACAACUUUUCUAUGCAGAGGCUACAGCACAGCGACCCCCACCCUUUCAUUCCGGGCCUGCAAACGUCAUCCAUUCUGUCUUAUGCAAGAACGAGGAGUCAUCUAUGAAAUUAAGGUUCAAUCCAGGGUGAAGGGAAAGUGGCAAAUAUUUUGUACUGACCGAGUUAACCAGGAAUUUGGUGUCACCAAAAAGUCUUCUGAAAG
Erpetoichthys calabaricus (reedfish) is the source of this 1122-nucleotide messenger RNA. RefSeq names its product BTB (POZ) domain containing 16 (gene btbd16). Bases 25 to 1026 code for a protein of 333 amino acids. Lineage: Eukaryota; Metazoa; Chordata; Cladistia; Polypteriformes; Polypteridae. The transcript is spliced from 10 exons. The record is from RefSeq and is a predicted model, not a curated record.